AGAAAUUAUAAUUAAGGUUUCCGAUUGUAAAUAAAACAAUUAACUAAUGUAGUACCUAUAUGCAGUUAAAUUUAUUUUUUUAUGAAUACUUUACUCACUGAUCAUCAAUAACUAUGAAAAGAUGAAUAGCAAAAGAACAGUUUGUCGUGUGUGUUUAAAAUCAGAACAAAACAAAUACAUAUCAUUGUAUGAAAAAUACAAACAUUACUUGUUAUUUGAAUACAUAAACGCUAUAACUUCCAUUGAAAUCAAACACCGAGAUGGUCUUCCCGAUAAAAUAUGUGAAUCUUGUUUUGAACAACUACAAACUGCAAUAAGUUUUAAAGAAAAAUGUGAAUCGUCUAAUAUUGAAUUACAAAACUAUAAUUUAAAAGACGAGAUACUUAAUAACAGCGGUAACAACAUAAUAAUAAAGAAAGAGGAAUGCAAAGAAAAUGAAGUCAAAUUGGAAAAGGUUAAUAGUGAGGAAUAUUUUAAUUAUGACGAUUUAAGUGAAGACAGUGCCGACAAGCCGCUCACAAUUAUUUUAGAGACUUACAAUGUACCCAAAAUUAAAUCUGUAGAUCAGAACUUCGAAUGCGACGACUGUGGAGACAUAUUUAGAUCCAAAUGCAAGUUAAGAGUUCACUGGAGAAAGGUACAUAUGCCUGAGAGCCUAAUUUGCGAAAAUUGUAAAAGAACAUUCAAAAGUUAUAAAGCCCUUCGUGUGCAUAAGAAAAAAAAAACUAAAAGCUGCGUAGUUGCUACUGAUAGCAAUGUAUCUAUAGAGGGCAUAGGUAAAACAAGAGUAUUUGUUUGUAAAGAAUGCAAUUACAAGACAUCGAGAAUCAAAGAUAUGUCAUCACAUCUAGUCACACAUAGUGGCGAGAGACCGUUUCAGUGCAAUCUUUGUCCGAAUACAUAUACCCAAUACAGUUCUCUUCAAGGGCACAAGGAAGGUGCACACCAGAAUUAUUUAGUUGAAAUAACCUGUCAUUUUUGUGGUAAGUAUGUAAGGGGACGCAGAAAUGUAUACAGACAUCUCAAAAGUCACACGGAACAAAAGGUUUCAUGUACGAUAUGUAAGAAAGUUAUGAAUAAAAUGAGUUAUCACACUCAUAUGAAAAGACAUAGCGGAAUUAAGUCAUAUACAUGUGAGAAGUGUGCAUCUACAUUUUACACCAGUGCCGAGUUGUGCAAUCAUAAACGGUGGGUCCAUAACAAGAAAGAAAAUUUCUUCAAAUGUGACUUAUGCGACUAUAAAUGUGCAAAGGCAUAUAAUGUCAAACAACAUCAAAGUAAACAUACAGACAAAAACUUUCCUUGUACAUUUUGUGGUCGAUUUUAUCUCAGUGCUGAUAAACUUGCGUCUCAUGAAAGAUCACAUUACGAUGAAAAGAAGUACUCAUGUCCGCAGUGUCAUCUGAAGUUCUAUAAUCGAGAUUCAGUCAGAAAGCAUAUGAAGUUGAAGCAUUCAUUGACUAUUAUCACAGAACAAAAGCCUGCAACUGUUGAAGUUAAGAAAGAGAAUGAGAUCGUUCCACAGACUCAAAAUGAUGAUCUAAUCAUUGAGAUUGAUGCGAAACCUUUUGAUUAAUAUCACUAGCAAUAAAAAUAUUAUUAUUCAAUUCUAGUCAUGAACUUGGAGAAAUAUUAAAUUUAAAAUUCAAGUGUGUAUUUUAUUAAUGUUUAUAAAAAAGACAGAAAGAAGAUAUUACUAGAAAUGUUUCCAAUUAUGGUUUGCAGUAUUAGAUACUAUAACAUAAGAAAUUUUAUU
Messenger RNA from Vanessa atalanta (red admiral), 1756 nucleotides. RefSeq names its product zinc finger protein 678-like. Lineage: Eukaryota; Metazoa; Arthropoda; Insecta; Lepidoptera; Nymphalidae. The record is from RefSeq and is a predicted model, not a curated record. Gene Ontology annotation, biological process: regulation of DNA-templated transcription. The coding region runs from base 122 to 1576 and encodes 484 amino acids. The transcript has a single exon. Gene Ontology annotation, cellular component: nucleus. Gene Ontology annotation, molecular function: DNA-binding transcription factor activity, RNA polymerase II-specific; zinc ion binding; RNA polymerase II cis-regulatory region sequence-specific DNA binding.